AUGGGAGGGCCACCCCCGAGCAGUUACAAAGGGGCCGAACGAGGCCGCGGCGCGAGGCGAGGCUCUCUGGUUUCUCGGGGCGGGGGCACCGAGACGCGGCCCCGGCCCCUGGAAAGGACCGGACGCGGACUGCGACGCGGGACCAUGGAGGCGGCCGCGGCGGGGAAGGCGGCCAUCGCGGGGAAGGCGGCCGUUCUCCCCCGCUACCAGAUGUUCUUCUUCCUGGCGGCCACGGGGCUGGUCCCAGGGGCGGCGGGUUUGGAGUGUCACUGCCACCUCUGUAUUAAAGAAAAUUACACGUGUGUGACAGAUGGACUUUGCUUUGUUGCUGCAACACAGAGUGCAGACAAAGUUAUAUACAAUAGCAUGUGUAUACCAGAAGUUGAUUUAGUUCCUCGAGAUAGGCCAUUUGUAUGUGCUCCCUCUUUAAGAGAUGGGUUUUUGAUGUCACCUUUCUGUUGUGCCAAAGACCACUGCAAUAAAAUAGAAUUCCCAACAGGUACCCCAGUGAAACCAUCUAAUCUUGGUCCUGUGGAAUUGGCAGCUGUUAUUGCUGGACCUGUCUGCCUUGUCUGUAUUUCAUUGAUGUUGAUGAUCUAUAUUUGCCACAAUCGUACUGUCAUACAUCAUCGUGUUCCAAAUGAAGAAGAUCCCUCCUUAGAUCGCCCUUUUAUUUCAGAGGGCACAACAUUAAAGGACCUAAUUUAUGACAUGACCACAUCAGGAUCUGGGUCAGGAUUACCAUUACUUGUUCAAAGAACUAUUGCAAGAACUAUUGUAUUGCAAGAAAGCAUUGGGAAAGGUCGAUUUGGAGAAGUCUGGAGAGGAAAAUGGAGAGGGGAGGAAGUUGCAGUAAAAAUAUUUUCCUCAAGAGAAGAACGUUCCUGGUUCCGUGAGGCAGAGAUUUAUCAAACUGUGAUGUUACGUCAUGAAAACAUUCUGGGGUUCAUAGCAGCUGACAAUAAAGACAAUGGUACAUGGACUCAGCUGUGGUUGGUUUCAGAUUAUCAUGAGCAUGGGUCCCUUUUUGAUUACUUGAAUAGGUAUACAGUUACUGUGGAAGGAAUGAUAAAACUAGCUUUAUCCACUGCUAGUGGACUUGCGCAUCUUCACAUGGAGAUUGUUGGCACUCAAGGCAAACCAGCAAUUGCCCAUAGAGAUCUGAAAUCAAAGAAUAUUUUAGUCAAGAAGAAUGGAACAUGCUGUAUUGCAGACUUAGGACUUGCAGUAAGACAUGAUUCAGCCACAGAUACCAUUGAUAUAGCUCCAAACCACAGAGUGGGAACAAAAAGGUACAUGGCCCCUGAAGUUCUAGAUGAUUCCAUAAAUAUGAAACACUUUGAAUCAUUCAAGCGCGCUGACAUCUAUGCAAUGGGAUUGGUUUUCUGGGAAAUAGCUCGGAGAUGUUCAAUUGGUGGAAUUCAUGAAGACUACCAGCUGCCUUAUUAUGAUCUCGUACCUUCUGAUCCAUCAGUAGAUGAAAUGCGGAAAGUUGUUUGUGAACAGAAGUUACGGCCAAAUAUUCCAAAUCGAUGGCAGAGUUGUGAAGCCUUGCGAGUGAUGGCCAAAAUUAUGCGAGAAUGUUGGUAUGCCAAUGGAGCAGCGAGGCUUACAGCUUUACGUAUUAAGAAAACAUUAUCACAACUCAGUCAACAGGAGGGCAUAAAAAUGUAAUUCAACGUGUCCGCCGAAUAACACUCUAGAUCCAUAUCUAUUCCUGGGUUUUCAUUUGGAAGGUCAGUUGUUCUACCUCACUGAGAGGGAACAAAAGGAUAUUGCCUCCUUUUGAAACAUGGAAGUAACAGUGGAUUACUAACCCCCAGGAUUACUGUGGACCCAAGGAGAAGCUGUGUGGGUUCUUCUGUGCACUAUGAGCACCUCUUUCCCGGGACAGUUACAAAAAAAGUUGUGUAGUCUCUUUAUUUUUAUUAACAUGAAAGUUGUUUUUUAAAAGUUGAUUGCCAGUCUUAACUUUAGUUAACUCUGCUAAAGAUUUAUCUUUUUAAAAAGGGGAGCUGAAUUGUACAGGACAUUAUUAUUAAUGUAAGUGAUUUAAUCCUGGUUAGUACAAUCUCAAAGUAUUCUGAACCACUAAAAUUAUCCUUGAUUCAGACUUUGAAUGUACUGCAGUUUAAUUUUCAGGAUCUUUUAAAACUGAACUACCCUUAUAAAAUUCUUAUUUGAAUUUUAAAAUGACCUCAUCUAAGAGAACUUAAUUUAUGCAGUUAUAUUUUGUAUACUAUUAUUUCACUUAUUCAGAAUCACAAGCCUUCAAAAUGAAAUUGUACUAUACCAGUAUGUGCCACUUCUGUGUCUUUAUAAUUCAAAUUAGUAAAAUUGUAGAAAGUCUACUUGCAUAAUCAGAUCUACAGAGGCUAAAUUGAAAAGGUUAAUUUAGCUAAUUGAAAAUAUAUAGUAUUUUUGGCAUAUAAUUAUACCAUUCUUAAAAAUCUUACCAAAAUAUGCUUUUAAACCACUAUGGCAAUUAGAUAGUAUUAAAGUUAGCUAAUUUAGUUAUGGUCACAUUUUAACAAUGUGCUAUUGAGUUUUAAUUGUAAUAUCUGUAGAAUUUUUUUUUAAAUCAAGUGGCACUCUUUAGAUGCUUAUAGUACUUUAAUAAUUUAAAAUGAGCAUAAAGACUAAUUUUUAAAAGGGAAAGUUUGCUAUAUUUAGCUGUUUGUAAAAAGGUGUUUGUGUGUGGCUCUAUAAACUUUUUUUCUUUAUCUGAUCAAAAACUUUUUUUUAACAAUGUAAUUACCACACUGUUAAACUUCAGCAGAUUUUUUUUUUUCCCUUAGAAAAGUGAAAGCAAUUUAUAGGCUGAAAGAUAAUGGUUGUGCAAGAUACAAGUGCACCAGUUAAGUAAAAGUAAACUUGUCCUGUGGCUUCUGUUGAUAUUUUUGUAAUCAAGUUGAAGCUAGAGUGCUUUCUGAGGUAUGGUUAGAACCUGGAAGGUGACGAAGCUUUUAAUUCAACUUUUCCUCUGUGUAAUAUGAGCAGAAUGUUACAACAUGCUUAAUAUGUAUUUGAAUUUAAUUUACCACUUGGUGUUUAAGACAGAAAAAUCUGAAAGUAUCGAGUGAAUUUCAACAUUCAUAAAUGUUUUUUUAAAUCAAGUACAUAAAGUAAAUUUGUCAUAGACUUCAAAUUAAUGAGUUGAGUUUAUAGCUGUCCUUUUCUUCCAGUGCUUUAAAAUCUUUUCAGUGUUUUCCCAGUUUUCAUUUAAUCACUGUCAUUUAUCCAGUUCUAAAAGACACCCCUGAAGAUAACUGUAAUAAGUUGUCUUUGAAUUUAUAGUGUUAUCCAUUUUAAAAUAAAUAAUUGGAAUAACUUUAUAGUAUUUUUAUUUUAAAAAUGAUAGCCAUGCAACUGAAUAGGAGGUGCAUUGCAAUAUCUUGUCUCUUAAAAUCUGACAGGACAAAUUUGAGAGACAGUUAGUCCAAAACCAAAGUAAUAUUAGAAUUAAGUGACAUGUUAUUUACAGAUUUUGCAUUUAUUUCACUUAUUUAAAUACAUUGUGAGCGAAACCAUAAUUAGUAGCCAUACAUACAUACAUACAUACAUACAUACAUACAGCAUAGUAUUCUAAUUUGCAUAAAUUUGGGCUUUUUUUUUUCCCUGUAGUUAUCCCAAAAAAAGUUUGGGAAAUUCAUUUUUGUAAUUGUUAUAUUAUUAAACAAGAAAUAGGUACAUCUAGCUUUGUGAACACUUUAAAAAAUUAAGAUUUGUAAACUCAAUUCAUUUGCUUUUAUUAAAUUCAGGGGACCAAUACAUUUUAUCAUUUAAAGGAUUUUAUAUCAUUUUUGAAUAUACCAAAAUUUCUUGUCUAAUUAAAAAAUUAUAGUGCAUGAUUUCAUGAUUUGUAAAGGGUAAAAUUUCAACAAAGAACAUAUUUAAUAUCAUUAGAAGGAAGGUUGAAUUAACAUUAGACUGUUCCUGGCUACCUGGGCAUAGUAGGCAUAGAUAUACUUUUCUUAAAUCAGGGAUUUCAAUUAGUAAAUUUCUUUAUUAGGUUCUAACAUAGUUUUAUUUAUGAAUACAACUUGCUGUUUGGGCCAAUGAUAGUUUACAUAACCCCAAAUUAUCUAAUAUUGGAAAAGAUGUCUUAAAAGUAAAAAUGAACAUUUGUGAGGCAAUAACUGUAAGUGAAAAUAGCCUGAAGGUGUUAGUUUGAUAAUAUGGAAACAGUUGCCUUCUUGCAUGCUGUUUACGUUUCAUAUAUUUAAUCCUAAAAAUAGAUAACACGAGUUAAAAUGUCAUCUGUCCAAAAACCCCAUCCCCAACCUGGAAAGGGAGCUACAAAACAGAGCAUAUUGUUGUGUCCUCAAGCAGCACCAGAUCUACAAUGUUACUCUUUGCCAACUCUUUAAUUUAGAGUCUACAACUUUUUCCUAAUGAAUUUCUUUGGAUUUUCCUGGAAUCAGCUUAUGGUUGCUGACUGAAGUUGUCCACUGUUUAACAACAUCCUUUAAUUCUCAGUGAGUGAGGCAUGAUAGUGGCAACCAGUUUUCAGAUUAACCAGAUGUUAUUAAAAUCUACCAACAGAUCAUAGCCUUCUGAGUGGAGCUCUCCACCCUGAAACUCCCACAGACUUGUAUGAGAUUUGGGGAUAUGACAGAGGUUGCCAGUUGUGGCAGUGCUGUUUGAGCUGGAAAUCAUGGAAAGCACAGGGGAGACUCUAGAUCCAGUAGUGGUGUGGGAACUAUGCCUUUGCCUCAACCAGGUUCAUUGUAUAAUCAAAAAGUGCCUACACUAAGCAAGAAUGGACAUUUCUGUAAUAAAUACUAAAUUUACCUUCCCUUAAACUAAAUUUGGAAGGGUUAAUUAGCCUGUUAUUUUGGAUUAUGUAAACCAAUGUUUCCUAGUUCCUACUCAAAAAAGGUAUGCUAUGCAGAUUAAAAGUGUGAGCAAAAAUAGUAGAACAAAAUCUGUUACUUUUUGCUAUGUUUCAUUAAUAUUUCAUUCAUGUCCUUUUAUUGAACCAGUGAUUGAAAGUGAAAUGUUACAGGUAUUUCUUUUGUUUGGCAAAUGGGAGAGAAGAUUCUUGUUCCAAUUUAGCAGAUUUCUAGUCUAGUUGAAAAGGAAAUGACAGUUCUCAGAUGAUUUCAGUUCUUUAAGAGUGGUACUGGAUUGGACUGUCACUGAUGCUUCGAGGAACCAUUUGGAAUGCUGGAGUACUUCUGUAUGCUAGAAUGCUGGAUUUCUUGAAUGUUUCAGAGAUGAUAGUACAACAUUGGCACUUUUCACUCCAAUGCUAAAUUUUUGUGUGUGUUGUUAUACCUUUAAAAAUGUGGCUAAUAACAUUUGACUCUUUGUAGAGCAUAAAGCUUUCAUUAAUUUUUCUAAACAAAAUUUGUAAAAUAAGUCAUGAACCAUUUUUUAUAUCCUUUUUCACAUCGUGCCAUUGAAAAUGAUUAUAGAGGUAUUUGGUGUUAAUUUACAUGUAAAGAAAAUGCUUCAAUAUAUCAUUUGCUUUAAACCUAAAUUACCUCUUGAAAGACCAAGGUACAUUUACCUCAUCGUGUAUAUAAUGUUUUAAUAUUUGUCAGAACAUUCUCUUGAUUUGCAGUUGUUUCUAUAAACUAUGGGUAUUAUAUCGCUAAAUUUACAACUCCAAUGGUACUGUUUAUAAUUGUGCCCCAUAUGACACCAUCUAUCCUUUCUAUUUUCUGUAUUUUAUUGUAUUUUUGCAAAUUGUUGUGGCUUUCAAUAUAGCAUAUGCCCUUCUAGAGAUGUACAAAUUAUGACCUGUAUAAAAUUUACAUUUUAGGUGAUUAAAUUUGCAAAGCUUAUACAGAUGACAAAAAAAAAAUCACAAACUACAUUUCCCCGUAAGAUUUUGGAAAUUAUAUAUUGUAUUUGUAGUACCUACCCAAAAUGGAUUUGUAAGUAGGAAGUAGAAGAGUAAUGCUUAUGUUAGCAUUUAACACUACAAUAGAAAGGUUAAAGCAAUGCAAAUAAACUACUCUUUUUCCAAGCACUA
This is a messenger RNA of Vombatus ursinus (common wombat), 5983 nucleotides long. Its product is annotated as TGF-beta receptor type-1. Gene Ontology annotation, biological process: activin receptor signaling pathway; nervous system development; transforming growth factor beta receptor signaling pathway. Gene Ontology annotation, molecular function: transforming growth factor beta receptor activity, type I; SMAD binding; activin receptor activity, type I. The record is from RefSeq and is a predicted model, not a curated record. Gene Ontology annotation, cellular component: plasma membrane; activin receptor complex. The coding region runs from base 1 to 1674 and encodes 557 amino acids. Lineage: Eukaryota; Metazoa; Chordata; Mammalia; Diprotodontia; Vombatidae. The transcript has 9 exons.